CGUCUGUUGUGGAUCAUGACUGAAGAGGCUUUUGAUGUGAUGGUGGUUGGCUCCUGUAUGACUGACUUGGUGAGGAAUCAGGGAACAGACAGCUCCUCCUGAGGGCACCCACCUGUGGCAUAUCAAACUUGAGGGGAUAGGCAGGACUUUACCCAACCCUGCCAGGCACCAAGGCUACCCAAAGCCGGGGAAACCAUCCAUGGUCACAAGUUCUUCAUUGGCUUUGGAGGGAAAGGGGCCAACCAGUGCAUACAGGCUGCAAGACUGGGGGCCAAAACCGCUAUGGUCUGCAAGGUUGGUAAAGACUUCUUUGGAGACAAUUACAUUCGGAAUUUCAAGGACCACGGUGUACACACAGACUUUGUAGGGCAGACCUCUGACGCAGCCACAGGAGCUGCCUCCAUCAUUGUCAACGAUGCAGGUGAGAAUGCAAUUGUGAUCGUGGCUGGUGCCAACAUGCUGCUGGGCAGUGAGGAGCUGCAGAAAGCUCUUCCAGCCAUCAGUCAUGCAAAAGUUCUGGUGUGCCAGCUAGAGGUCAGCCCGCAGACAUCCUUGCAGGCACUACGCAUGGCUCAGGAGAACAAAGUGAAGACAAUAUUCAACCCAGCGCCGGCCAUUCCUGACUUGGAUAAAGAUUUCUACAGAGCCUCAGAUGUGUUUUGCUGUAAUGAGUCUGAGGCCGAGCUGCUGACUGGUUCCUCAGUGACUGGUGUGGAGGAAGCACAUGGGGCCGGUCAGGAACUGCUGAAGAGAGGCUGUGGGGCGGUCAUCAUCACUCUGGGACCCCAAGGGUGUGUGGUUCUCAAGGCACAGGAGCCCGCAUCAAAUAAACAUGUUCAAACUGCUGCAGUCACUACAGUGGACACUACGGGUGCUGGAGACAGCUUUAUUGGAGCACUGGCAUUUUACAUGGCUCAUUAUCCCACAAUGCCUCUGGAGGAGAUGGCCCGCAGAGCCAAUCAGGUAGCAGGAGUGAGUGUGCAGGCUGUUGGCACGCAGACGUCUUACCCCUUCAAAAAGGACCUGCCAGCUGAAUUGUUCUGAGAGCAGCAAAUCGACAAGUAGACGCCAGUAUUAAUGGACCGAGGCUGGAAUAGUCUUAUUGACCUGUGGACGCAGCUGUCACAUGAAAUGAAAUGAGCAGCUUUUGAGAAAUCCGAGAAUGAACAAUGUUAUGAAACUACUGAUAACAAUUUAACCAAUGUUCUUUUAAUAUAAAGCUGUUCAUGAUUUCAAUUUGACCGUCAAUUUAACAUUUAUUUGAACAGUGCCUAUGUGAUGACAGAUCUACUUGCAGACAAUAUCAAUCAUUUGAACCAGUUUAAUAAUAAUUGACAAACAUCUUAACACUUAGCUUGUACUGCACAUAAUUGACUUCAAUUUAAUUAGCCCAAAUAAAUAAUUUUUCACAAAUGGUUUCAUUACAUGUACCAGGUUUAUUUGUAAAGUUGCAAAACACUUGACUGACUCCAAAUCAAAGACACUGUACAGCCCAAUGAAUAACAUCUAUUUUAGUGUUGUAGUGUCUUGUUUAAAAUGUUGGUAGCAUACACAACUUUGUUGAUGCUCAGCCGUGGGUUUGCAUCCUGCUGAACUGGUGCAGUGGAGAGAGUAGAGGCAUUUUGACAGAUCCCAGAAGAAAUGCUCGGACAACAUGUCAGCCAGCCAAACGGAAAUGUUGACUGACGAAAACAACCUUGUAUAAUCCAUGACAAUAAAAAAAAAAAAAAUAGUCUGUUUAAACCGAGCAGGUUUAAUGUUGUCCAUAUAUUUGUGCGGUGCUGUAUUGUUAAAUUGAUUUGAUCUUCCUCUUCUCAAAGAAUAGGACAUGCUUGUUCACUGUAAAGACAGAAAGCAGAUUUUGAAUAAAAGUGACAGUGUCUGGACGACAUAAAAACAAUGCAAAGACUACGUAUUAUUAUGGAGAAUGGGUAGCCAUUGGGGCUGCACGAAAGGAGGAAAAUAUAUCACUGUGAUUAUUUUUGACUGAUACUGAUCAUUUUUGUAUCAUUAUUCUCAUUUUCAUUGAAAAAUAAUGAAAUUAAAUUGAUUAUAGUGUGAUUUUUGUGAGGAUCUGUACCAAAAGAAAUAUAUAUUCUUUUGUCUGUAUGACACAGUUGGUAGACUGGGAUGUCUCUGCAGCACCACAAUACUUCAUGCAGAAUGGUUGGACACAUAUUUUGCCUUCAACAAAUACUGUAUUGCGGCCCCUCCCCCCUUACGAUUUGUAUAUUGCACUAGUCCGUAUUGCUAUUUCAAUAAAAUAUGAUUAAUGUGCA
This is a messenger RNA of Perca flavescens (yellow perch), 2279 nucleotides long. RefSeq names its product ribokinase (gene rbks). Lineage: Eukaryota; Metazoa; Chordata; Actinopteri; Perciformes; Percidae. The coding region runs from base 283 to 1044 and encodes 253 amino acids. The transcript is spliced from 10 exons. The record is from RefSeq and is a predicted model, not a curated record. Gene Ontology annotation, biological process: D-ribose metabolic process. Gene Ontology annotation, cellular component: cytosol. Gene Ontology annotation, molecular function: ribokinase activity.